UCAUCUGAGGGAAGCCACUAUGGAAAACUCUCCCUGUGAUGCUUCUCGGUAAUAAGGGAGAAGAUGAUCUUCCUCCUCCGGCGGCUCCUCUUCCUCCCCUGCUGUGUCUCUGGAACAUUUGUAGUGAAUGUGACUCAGACUUCCUAUCAGGCAGAGGAGAACCAGAACAUCACCCUGGAGUGGACCUUCAGCACCAGAAGAGACACUUCUCUCAGAUCCAUUUCUACCAUCUGUCAGCUGUUUACUGAGACCAGAUCCUACGUCCUGUUUCAUCUCCAUCAAGGUGUUGAAUCCCCAGAGUCUCAGGAUCCACAGUUUUCAGGACGAGUCCAGUGGGACAAAGACGUCCUCACAGAAGGACGCCUCACACUUCAUGUCUCCAGACUCAGGACCAAUGACUCUGGGUUUUAUGUGUGUGACAUACUCGUCAGACUUGAUGGGAGUAACUCUAGGAGAUGCUGGCUCAACAUCACUGCAGCGACACAUUGGAACAAACCUGAGACCCCCAACAGAGGAAGACGAGGAAGGAUUGGCCUCUACUCAGCGUUAGCACUGGUUUCUGUUCUACUUGCUCUGUGUGGCUGUGUGCUUCUUAACUUCAGACGACAAGCAGCCAGUGAAGAAGGUUCAGACUCAGGGACAGGCAACAGUUCAGCAGGUGGACCAACAGAAACAGUUUGACACUGUCUGUUACAUUAAUGCUCAUCGAUAGACAUUUUCACACUUCUGCACCAAACUGACUCUUUAGAUCUGCAGCGCUCUGACACUUUACUUCAGGUAUACUGUACAUCUUAUCUCUCUUUUGUUAAAGGUCCCCUAUUAUACUCUUUUUCAUCAAUAUAUUAUAGGUCUCAGAUAUAUACA
Molecule: messenger RNA, 864 nt
Organism: Trematomus bernacchii (emerald rockcod)
Lineage: Eukaryota; Metazoa; Chordata; Actinopteri; Perciformes; Nototheniidae
Exons: 4
Coding region: 64-681 (205 amino acids)
Biological process (GO): negative regulation of T cell proliferation; immune response; positive regulation of T cell proliferation
Cellular component (GO): external side of plasma membrane
Source: RefSeq, a predicted model, not a curated record